AUGAUGGAAGAGAUCAGGACGGGCAAGUUCAACCCAGAGGAGUCUCGAGGCAAUCGACUGCUGUCGCAUUUGGAGGUGGACGGAUUAGGAGGUGGCAAGCUGCUGACGGAGCCAGUUGUAGCAACAGGCUUCAAUGAUGAGGACCCAACAGAGGCGGUGUCGCAGUCUGGAGGUCAGGACCUUGAUGCGUCCCACGAGGUGGGAUUCCCCUACUUGCCGCCAGUGUUUCAAAUCGACGCUAGUGGCUUCAGCGAGGGCUUGAAGAGCAAGGCUAUACCUCGGCGAAGCAUGGCACUGGUGGACAGCAAAGCCGCUUUCUCGCAAAGAUGCGAUGAAGUGGAUCCGAGUGGGGCGCUGAAGCAGGCCCUCGACAGAGAAGGUUUGUCCACGUUCUCCCAAAUGGCCUUCGCAGCUGGGACGCCCAACAAUCCGGUCAGUGACGAAGCGUUUGAGGUGUUGGCCCAGACUGUGUUCGGAGAUGGUGCUACCUUGGGGCAAACGGCAAACUUGAAAAGGUUGCAGUUUGAAGCAUGCACCAUAGUGAUAGCCGAUGUGAAGGCCAAAGUUUCGGUGAGCGGCAGCGCUGAGCCGGCAAGGCUUCCUGCGGCCGAGAAAGCAGCCAGACUGGCCGAUCAGAAGAAGAGGCUCCUGGGAGUCCCCAUCCAAGGAAACCUGGAACCCGCGCAUAGCCUGCUGGAUUUGGUGGCGGCAAUGGCUGAAACCAAUGUUGUGGUUUACAUCGCGCCUGAGAAGUGUGGCGUAAGGAUGGACGAAAUUGCCCAGAUCACCAAGCCACAGAAGGCAGUCAUUGCAGUUGAGAGUUCUUCGUUGAAGGUCAACACGCCUGACACCCACACAGAUGCGGAUUUGGGUUCAGAGCUGAAGCUGCAGUGGGCGCUGCAAAGGUACAACCCGAGAAUCACUAUGCAUUUGCUGCCGUUACCCUCUGCAGUGGCCAAAGUGGCCACAGCACCUCCGCCCAAGGAGGCAAGUGGAGGCAAGGUAGCCACCAGGCCGAGGUGCCCGGAGCUGCUGAUCGGGUGUGAGCUAAAGACCAAAGACGGCAAACCAGUUUGCUACGGGUUCAACCUUGAGUCAGGCUGGGAGGAAGCUGACUUGUCGGCGCAGUGGGAUCAUGGCCUCAUUUGGAGGCAGUCGCAGUGGACCAUCAGAAGCAACGAGCUGAAGGACAGGCCGGACGGUUUGGACGGGCUGAGAGGAGCCUUAGAUCCCAAGGACAUGUUGAGUCAGCUGCAGGCCCAUGAGCAAAACUCCAGCAACCGCAUACUGCUGGGCGGCAUGCCAAGAGGACGCAAAUUGCGCCCCUUCGUGUCGGAAUUUGGUCAGUAUUUGACGGUUUUGGGGCCGGUUCAAGACGUGGACUCUUUGAAGCACUUCUUGCAGCUGAAGCCUAAGGGCAGCAAGAUAACACGCAGACAAAUUUGCACAUGGGGGGAGGCACGGGUCUGCGCUCAACAAUUUCAGUGGGCCAUUUUGCCACCUAUGCCAACAGCAGAGGCAGGUUUGGUGGAAAAAGCGGUUGUGGGAAUACCGAGAAGCCCUGAAGAAUUUGUCAAAGCAGCGGUCGCAGCAGGCCAUCCGAGAGACAUUGCGGUUUUCCUACAGAAGGAGACAAAAGCAGCCGUCAUAGCCAACAGAGACCUCACAGCGGUGGACAUCAUCAGGAGGCGCAUUGAGUUCAUUAAGCACUGGCUUGGCAGAAGGAGUGCGUUGGAGGAGGAAGAAAAGAAACUGCAUGCAGCGAUGCCUGAAUAUGUGCGAGUGGUCCUCAAGGGCAAGAACAUCUUGCUUAUGGGCGAAAUGUUGAGAGACCUGGGUUACCCAGAUGUUAUGCUGCAGCAACACGUGGCGGAGGGCUUCAAAUUAACUGGAUGGCUUCCGGAGACGGGGUACUUUCAGAAAAGGGUACGACGUCCUGAGCUGAGAGUUGAGCAAGCCUUGCAAAUGGCUAAAGGUGUGAAUCAUGGCAUAUUGAAGCAAAUGCGUGCAGAGGAGCUGACUGACUUGGACCGAGCCACCUGGGAGGAGACCUGCAAAGAAGUGGAGAAGGGCUGGAUUUUUGAGGACGUUGCUCCAAACCUGCACGGUGUCUUACUCGCCAAGAGAUUUGGGCUGCAACAAAAGGAAAAGGUGCGAGUCAUUGAUGACUACACCGUUGGGGGCUUGAACAAAACGUGCGGCUUGAAAGAAAAGCUGAGAGUGCAAGCCGUGGACGAGAUGGCCGCCAUGAUCGCGUAUUCUUUGGACACCUGCGAGGCGAGCACGCAUCCCAGAGUCCUGGGUCGCACCUACGAUUUGGAAGCGGCUUACAAGCAAUAUGCGGUACACCCAGCAGAUAGAGCGAUCUCGAGAUUAGUUGCGAAAGACACUGAGAGUGGUAAGCUUCGAUUUUUCGGGUCUAAUGCUCUCCCCUUUGGGGCAGUGGGAUCGGUGGCUGGUUUCCUCAGAGUUUCUUCGGGGUUGGCGUAUGCAGGACUGGCAGGGUUACAGUUGUUGUGGAGCAGUUUCUUUGACGACUAUACUUUGCUUUCUAGGGAAGAUGUCUGCAAAUCUGCGGGCUACGCAGCAGAGGCACUGUUCACCUUGUGGGGAGUUCGUUUUGCAAGGACAGGCAAGAAGUGUGUGGACUUUGCAGACACCUUCAAGACCCUGGGACUGAUGGUGGGUCUUGAGAACUUGGGUUUGGGCAUUUGCAGAAUUUUUCACACUCCUGACCGCAGGGAAGAACUGGCGGACGAGAUUGAAGACAUUUUGCAGAAGGGACAGUUGACAGCAAAGGAGGCGGAGAGGUUGCGUGGCCGCAUGGUUUGGUUCGAAAGUUUCGUCUGGGGUAGGCUUGCCAACUAUGCUCUGAAACAGAUCAGGAUGGCGUUUGAAGGCAGCAAGUCGAAAGUGGAAAUUGGACAGAACUUGGCCAGACACUUCAAGGAUCUCAGGGAGCGG
Messenger RNA from Effrenium voratum, 2964 nucleotides. The record is from the annotation of a GenBank genome assembly. NCBI's taxonomy places the organism in Eukaryota, Dinophyceae, Suessiales, Symbiodiniaceae.